This is a messenger RNA of Lachancea fermentati, 231 nucleotides long. The record is from the annotation of a GenBank genome assembly. NCBI's taxonomy places the organism in Eukaryota, Fungi, Ascomycota, Saccharomycetes, Saccharomycetales, Saccharomycetaceae.
AUGCACGCUCGCGACUGGUUUUUAGUUUUCAUUGCAAUUUUCCUUCCCCCCGUGGCCGUGGGGCUCAAGAGAGGCUUUUUCACCAAGGACACACUGAUCAACCUGCUGCUGUUUCUGCUAGGAUUCUUUCCAGGGCUCGUACACGCGUUGUACGUGAUCAGCCGCCACCCUUACCCGGCUGCGGGCGGGUCGCUGGCGGAGCCAAGCACGGGCUACGGCUCGUUGGCGUGA